Clavispora lusitaniae ATCC 42720 is the source of this 1476-nucleotide messenger RNA. It is a transcript of the gene ALG7, whose product is annotated as UDP-N-acetylglucosamine--dolichyl-phosphate N-acetylglucosaminephosphotransferase. Gene Ontology annotation, molecular function: UDP-N-acetylglucosamine-dolichyl-phosphate N-acetylglucosaminephosphotransferase activity. Gene Ontology annotation, biological process: dolichol-linked oligosaccharide biosynthetic process; protein N-linked glycosylation. Lineage: Eukaryota; Fungi; Ascomycota; Pichiomycetes; Serinales; Metschnikowiaceae. Gene Ontology annotation, cellular component: membrane. The record is from RefSeq and is a predicted model, not a curated record.
AUGCGUUUGCUCGAGGUUUCGGCGCUAGUAGCCGCAUUGGCGCUUGCUCGCGCCAACAGCCCGCUCCAGACGGCCGUGGCGUUUGGUCUCAUUGGCUUUUCUGCCACUUCUCACUUGGUUCCGCGUCUCGGCGCCAGUUUUCUCCGCGUGGGUCUUCUGGGCCGGGACUUGUCGAAAAAACCGCCCGUGGCGCCCAUUCCCGAGUCCAUGGGCGUUGUGCCCGCGGUCACGUACAUGGUGUUGCUCGUGACGAUCAUCCCGUUUGUGUUUUUCAAGUACCUUGUCUCGUUCCAGGCGCUUUCCGACGACAGCGACAUCCUGGCCGUGUACGAGAACCAGUACCAUGCGGUGCAGCACAACAACAACAUGUUCCCGCACAACAAGUUGGCCGAGUUCUUGAGCGGCGCCUUGUGUUUGCUCAGCACCGUGCUUUUGGGCUUCUUUGACGACUUGUUUGACAUCCGCUGGCGCCACAAGUUUUUCUUGCCGGCAGUGGCGUCGUUGCCGUUGCUCAUAGUCUACUACGUCGACUUCAGCGUCACGUCCAUCGUCGUGCCGCCGUUUGUGUCGCGUGUGCCUGGCGGCGACGCGGCCGUGGACAUGUUGCGUAUCUUGAUCAACGCCAUCAACCGGGCCGUGUCGGCCGUCACGGGCCUCCGCUUCACCACGUUGGCCACCGACUAUGUUUCGUCCGAGCAGCCUCCGCAGUUGCUCGACUUGGGCGUGUGCUACUACGCCUACAUGUCUGCGUUGUCGAUCUUUGCGCCAAACUCCAUCAACAUCUUGGCCGGCAUCAACGGGCUCGAGGUGGGCCAGUCCAUCGUGUUGGGUGUGAUCUUCUUGCUCAACGACUUGUGCUACUUGCUUUCGGCGCUGUCUCCGGCAGCCCACGACUCGCACUUGCUUUCGGCCAUCUUCGUCAUUCCCUUCUUGGGCGUGUCCGCUGGCUUGUGGCAGUACAACUGGUACCCGGCGCAGGUGUUCGUGGGCGACACCUACUGCUAUUUCAGCGGCAUGGUUUUCGCCGUGGUCGGCAUCUUGGGCCAUUUUUCCAAAACUUUGCUCAUUUUCUUGUUGCCCCAAAUCAUCAACUUUCUCUACUCGGUGCCGCAACUCUUCCACAUUGUGCCGUGUCCGCGCCACCGCAUGCCCAAAUUCAAUGUCGAUGACGGCUUGAUGUACCCCAGUUUCGGGGAACUCAAACAGGCAACUGCCGUGGGCACAGCUCUUGUUUCUGUUUUGGCCAAGUGUGGCCUUAUCCAGGUCAAACGCAACAGUGACAACCAAAUCACCCACUUCUCCAACAUGACCAUCAUCAACUUGGCUCUCGUCUGGCUUGGACCCAUGCGUGAAGACCGCUUGUGCCUUGUCAUUCUCGCCUUUCAGCUAGUCGUGGGCUUGCUGAUGAUUGUGGUGCGCCAUACGGUGGGACCAUGGUUGUUUGGCUACGACAACUUGUCUUGGGGCGUCAAGUGA